AUGUGUAACUUUUCCAGAAGCACCAAAAAAGUGGCCUCUGCAUCAGUCAACGCGAAACUCUCCUUACAGCCGGAAGUUGUGCAGUGGCAGGCAUUCGAUUGUGAUUGUGCCGAGAAGUUGAGCCAGAGUUCGACAAGCGAGCCCAAAUCGAUUGAUGCAAAACUCUACCCAAACUUCGAAUGUCUUGUCCACUUCUUUGCCGGCAAUCUUGGAGGUAUAGUU
Molecule: messenger RNA, 222 nt
Organism: Mesorhabditis belari
Lineage: Eukaryota; Metazoa; Nematoda; Chromadorea; Rhabditida; Rhabditidae
Source: the annotation of a GenBank genome assembly